AUGUUUCCUAAGAAAUACGCAUCUGGUAGUGAAAAAAGAAAAAGAAAAAAACAGCAAGAAGAUUUUAUAAGCUCCCAAAGAGGUUCAUUAGAUAAGUUUUUUAAGAAAAGAGGUGUUUCUUCGGAAAAUCAAGGUGAAAAUGAGGUAACUGAAGGAGUUCAAGAUAUAGGUGAGAAUGAAAAUGAGGUAGCGGAAAGAGUUGAAGAUAUAGGUGAAAAUGAAAAUGAGAUAGCCGAAGGAGUUGAAGAUGUAGGUGAACAUGAAAAUGAUCAAACAGAAAAUAUGGAAGAAACAAAUGUACUUGAAAGUGAGAAUAUUGAAAUAAAUCGUGUGAGUGAACCUUUAGAAGCUAUGUUGGCAUCAAGUGUCAAGAGUGAGAUUAUAAAGAAGAUUAAAGAGGCUAAAUAUUUUUCUGUGAUUCUUGAUUGCACCCCUGAUGCUAGUCACAAAGAGCAAAUGACUUUGAUAAUAAGAUGUGUAGAUGUUGCAAGUUGCCCAAUAAAAGUAGAAGAGUAUUUUUUGGAGUUUUUAAAUGUGGAAGAUACAUCGGGUUUGGGUCUUUUUAAUGAACUACAAGCUGCUCUAAGCUCUGUUGAUUUAGAUAUUGAUGAUGUGAGGGGACAAGGUUAUGAUAAUGGUUCCAAUAUGAGAGGAAAACACCAAGGUGUUCAGAAAAGAGAAGAUGGAUUUAAUUCUGCUAUAAUUGAUGCUAAAGAAAUUGCAAAUGAAAUGGGAAUUGAGUCUGUAUUUCCUGUGAAGCGUAGGGUUAUAAGAAAGAGACAUUUUGAUGAGAUUCCUGAUACAGAUAGAGAACAACAAUCAGCUCAAGAAGAUUUUAUAACUGAUUACUUUCUUGUCUUAGUUGAUAUGGCUCUUUCUCAAUUGAGGAGUAGAUUUGAACAAAUGGAAAGUUUUGAAUAUGUAUUUGGCUUCUUAUUUGAUGCAUUACGGUUGGUUUCAUUGGAUGAUGAAGAAAUGAAAAAUUGUUGUUUGAAACUUGAACUUGCUUUGAAACAUGGUGAGGUGUCUGAUAUUGAUGCAAAAUAUUUGCUUUCUGAGUUGCAAAUAUUGCAGGAAAUGCUACCAAAUGAAGCAUAUGAAACAGGAAAACCAUGGAAUUCCAUUAAAAUUAUGGAGUUUGCAAAAAAAAUGGAUAUGUUUCCAAAUAUUUUGGUUGCUUAUAGGAUUUUAUUAACUGUACCUGUUACAGUAGCAUCUGCAGAAAGAAGUUUUUCAAAAUUAAAGUUAUUAAAAUUAAUCUUAUUUGCGGACAACGAUGACUCAAGAUAG
Molecule: messenger RNA, 1290 nt
Organism: Rosa chinensis
Lineage: Eukaryota; Viridiplantae; Streptophyta; Magnoliopsida; Rosales; Rosaceae
Exons: 3
Coding region: 1-1290 (429 amino acids)
Molecular function (GO): protein dimerization activity
Source: RefSeq, a predicted model, not a curated record